Bradysia coprophila is the source of this 2542-nucleotide messenger RNA. RefSeq lists its product as uncharacterized. The record is from RefSeq and is a predicted model, not a curated record. Lineage: Eukaryota; Metazoa; Arthropoda; Insecta; Diptera; Sciaridae.
ACGCCAUCCAUUCGAGCCAUAUUAGCUCAUUGAUUGAUACACUACAAGCAUAACGUCAGUCUCAGAUCGUAUUUGUUACAAGAAGGAUGCAAAGUCAUCGCAAUAGAGAUCUGUUUCUCGAAUAGUUUUGUAUAUUUACGACAGACAGGAAGGGAACACUAGUCAAUUUAAAAGCUUUCGCCUAUCAAAUAAACAAGAAUUUCAUUGGAUAUCACCUCGACUUGUUUUACAUUUGAUUAUCACGGCGGUGCUGUUUAAAACUGGUCCAAAUCCCAAUAAUUCCAAAUCGUCUCGUCGUAACACUUUUAAAUUGACUAAUUUGGAUCCAGCAAUUGGCAAUUGGAUAGUCCGCCAAGCGAUUACAAUCUGGUCACGUUCAGCGUCGGAGCACAUUUGAGGUUAUGUGUACAUCAAACGACAUCAACUGAAAACGUGGAGUCAAUGGAACAAAUUGGUUAAACAUCGAGGCUUCCGGAGAAAAUUUAUCGCUUCGCAAUACAAUUGGGUUUGUGGUCAUAUUAACGAGAAUUUAUUCAAACAGCAAUAUGCCGCCGCAAUGUUCGAGAAAAGGCAAUUGUUGCUGUCACCGAAUUGACAACAGCGUAGUGGAGGGCAUACAAGCGAAUCAGUGGUAUCGAAACAAAGUGCAAGCGAAAUUGGAAUUCAACAGCAAAGAACAUCAUAGGCACCGACCGAGUUCAGCAUGGAAUUUAUCAAUUCGAGCACCAGUAGAGCCACAUCACGCACAUCAUGUGAACCACACUGCUAAUGCAGAGCACCGUCAUUUCGAUAGUCGACAAAUGAAUUCGAAAUCUGGACAAUCGUGUAACAGAAACGUUGACGAAACUAUGAACCAGUACACUCCAAUCGAAAGCGAUCCGAAUUGGAAACGAACAGCAAAUCGAAAUUCAUUCAUAUGUAACAAAGGAGUUGAGAUUAGUAAUGCAACUGCGAAGCACAUAUGGAGUCAUGAAUCGAAUCAAAUACAUCGGCAUAGAAUCAACGACACCAGCGAUCAUUGGGUGUGUCAUCAUGCGGUAGACCAGUCAUCUAGAAUCCAUUGUGGACGAAUAUACUAUCUACAAGGUGAUAUACAUGGGCAGAUCGAUCUAACUAAUCAACGAUCAGGUGGUGAAGCGUACAUGGCUCGAUUGUUCUGUUCUACGAGAUGGAGUUUAGCUGCAGUACCUGACAGCGAAACUGGGGGGACUGUUACGAACGCCAUCCAUUCGAGCCAUAUUAGCUCAUUGAUUGAUACACUACAAGCAUAACGUCAGUCUCAGAUCGUAUUUGUUACAAGAAGGAUGCAAAGUCAUCGCAAUAGAGAUCUGUUUCUCGAAUAGUUUUGUAUAUUUACGACAGACAGGAAGGGAACACUAGUCGUAAGUUAAGAUUAAAUUCAGUCCUAAUGACUGAGAUUUGAAUAUUUGUGUUUCGUUCUGUUUGUUAUAGAAUUUAAAAGCUUUCGCCUAUCAAAUAAACAACAAUUUCAUUGGAUAUCACCUCGACUUGUUUUACAUUUGAUUAUCACGGCGGUGCUGUUUAAAACUGGUCCAAAUCCCAAUAAUUCCAAAUCGUCUCGUCGUAACACUUUUAAAUUGACUAAUUUGGAUCCAGCAAUUGGCAAUUGGAUAGUCCGCCAAGCGAUUACAAUGUGGUCACGUUCAGCGUCGGAGCACAUUUGAGGUUAUGUGUACAUCAAACGACAUCAACUGAAAACGUGGAGUCAAUGGAACAAAUUGGUUAAACAUCGAGGCUUCCGGAGAAAAUUUAUCGCAUCGCAAUACAAUUGGGUUUGUGGUCAUAUUAACGAGAAUUUAUUCAAACAGCAAUAUGCCGCCGCAAUGUUCGAGAAAAGGCAAUUGUUGCUGUCACCGAAUUGACAACAGCGUAGUGGAGGGCAUACAAGCGAAUCAGUGGUAUCGAAACAAAGUGCAAGCGAAAUUGGAAUUCAACAGCAAAGAACAUCAUAGGCACCGACCGAGUUCAGCAUGGAAUUUAUCAAUUCGAGCACCAGUAGAGCCACAUGACGCACAUCAUGUGAACCACACUGCUAAUGCAGAGCACCGUCAUUUCGAUAGUCGACAAAUGAAUUCGAAAUCUGGACAAUCGUGUAACAGAAACGUUGACGAAACUAUGAACCAGUACACUCCAAUCGAAAGCGAUCCGAAUUGGAAACGAACAGCAAAUCGAAAUUCAUUCAUAUGUAACAAAGGAGUUGAGAUUAGUAAUGCAACUGCGAAGCACAUAUGGAGUCAUGAAUCGAAUCAAAUACAUCGGCAUAGAAUCAACGACACCAGCGAUCAUUGGGUGUGUCAUCAUGCGGUAGACCAGUCAUCUAGAAUCCAUUGUGGACGAAUAUACUAUCUACAAGGUGAUAUACAUGGGCAGAUCGAUCUAACUAAUCAACGAUCAGGUGGUGAAGCGUACAUGGCUCGAUUGUUCUGUUCUACGAGAUGGAGUUUAGCUGCAGUACCUGACAGCGAAACUGGAGGGACUGUUACGAACGCCAUCCAUUCGAGCCAUAUUAGCUCAUUGAUUA